This is a messenger RNA of Strongylus vulgaris, 566 nucleotides long. NCBI's taxonomy places the organism in Eukaryota, Metazoa, Nematoda, Chromadorea, Rhabditida, Strongylidae. The record is from the annotation of a GenBank genome assembly.
AUGAUGGCGCUACCAAUUACCAUUUCAGCUGCAACCACAGCCUCCUUCUCAGCGCCAUCCACGAUUUUCUUUGAAUACCCAAUGGGUGAGCGACCCUCGACAUCUCGUGACUACAUGCUUUUUGCGUUUCGCACCUCACGCCCUUCUGGAGUACUGUUAUCGAUUGAUUGCGCAGUGGAUCAGGAUUAUUUCACUGUAUACUUAGAAGAAGGUUUCUUGCAAAUUAAGUACAAUCUGGGAAGUCGUGAACAUCAUUUUGGACAUUUCGCUCAUAAAGUGAACGAUAAUAAGAAGCAUACUGUCAGAAUCCAUCGAAUUGAAUCUAAUGUGACAUUGCAAAUUGAUGGACGACCACCGAUUAGAUAUAGACCUAAAGGGGUUUCUUCGGGAGGAAUGGAUAAGAGAUUUCUUCGUUUUGUUGCACAAAAAGAUUCCUUCGAAGACAUUCGAUCUACGCAAAAUUUGAUUUUGAAGAGAGCUGACGAUUUGGUAACGUUGAAUAUGCAGUGGAGGGUGUCUCUGGGUGCUGCUUUAAACUCGCGGCACGUUGACUCUAGAAGGUAAGG